CACAACAUAACAAGAAGCCUUGUAAUACUCGGCAUCCAUCACCUGCAUGGAGAAACUAGAUAUGCUUACACGCCAUAAACUGCUAGGGCUAAAACCAAGCUAAAAGAUGCAGAUACUCUGUUCAAGUGUUACCCAUUGCAUAAAAAAUGGGCGUCCAUGUACCCAUUGCAUUAUUCAGUUGAGCAUCAUGCGCCAUGAUGGACGGGACGCCCGGCAAAACGGGUCUAUAUAAACACCGUAGCCUUUCCCCGUGCCACCCGCCUUCAUCAUACUCCCUCACAAAGCAGAAAGCCGGGGAGCGCCAAAGCCAGCCGGCGACCGGCAUCUCCACGGCCUAUCAACACGCCGCACGCGCUCGCACCAAGCAGUAGGGAGGAGGCGGAGGCAUGGGGAACAGCCUGCGGUGCUGCCUGGCGUGCAUGCUCCCCUGCGGCGCGCUGGACGUUGUCCGCGUGGUGCACCUCAGCGGGCACGUCGACGAGUUCACCUGCCCGCUCGCCGCGGCCGACGUCCUCGCCGCGCACCCCAACCACGCGCUCACCGACGCCUGGUCGGCCGGCGCGGCCAGGAAGAUCGUCAUCCUGUCGCCGGACUCCGAGCUCAAGCGCGGGCGCAUCUAUUUCCUCAUCCCCUCCGCGUGCUCCGCGCCCGCCGCCGAGAUGAAGAAGAAGCGCAGGAGCCGCGCCGCCGCCAGCAACAAGAAGAGGCAUGGGCACCGCAAGGGCGGCGCUGCGGUCGCGGCGAGCAGCACGGCGGAGCAGGACAACUACCUGCGGGAGCUGCUGUCGGAGAAGCGCGUGGCGAGCCACCGGCGGCGGCGGAGCAGCGCCCGCCCCGGCGUGUGGCGGCCGCGGCUGGAGAGCAUAGCGGAGGAGGAGCCGUCAGAGUAGCUCUGCUCCACGAGCUUUCUACUAGCUCGCCCAUUUUUCUUUCUUUCUCUCCUUUCCGAUCUUCCGAUGUGAAUACCAAGAAUCAUCGGCCGGCGAGGAAGCGUUUUGGGUCCUCCCUCCCGGCGCGUUCGAUCGAUGAUCUCCCUGUCUGUGUGUAAGCAUCUUCAGGGCUGCAGCUUGAGCGCUCUUUGCCUCGGAAGUUGAGUGGAAAACUGGAGAGGAAAAAAAAAGCCAGAGCGAUUGUAAGAUCCAAGCUAAUCUGUACAAACCGAAUUUAAUUUGAAUUCAUUUGGUUCUUGUUUACUCCAA
Messenger RNA from Setaria italica (foxtail millet), 1199 nucleotides. RefSeq lists its product as uncharacterized. The transcript has a single exon. Bases 387 to 890 code for a protein of 167 amino acids. The record is from RefSeq and is a predicted model, not a curated record. Lineage: Eukaryota; Viridiplantae; Streptophyta; Magnoliopsida; Poales; Poaceae.